AUGGGUCACGCAAAACCCGCAGCCCCGGCCACCCAGGCCACAACGAAUCGCGUCAUGAAGACUAAACCGACCCAAACCCCGGCAGCUAGAUACAACAGGAAGAUUUUGCGCGGACUCGAGCAUGCCAUCAGUAAAGAUCCGGAGGCCGAUAUUGCCCAGCUCCUUACAUUGAAGUACUCAGACUUCUUGCAGUCUUUCAAAUGUAAAAUGAACGGUCUCCAGACGAGUUGA
Messenger RNA from Colletotrichum orchidophilum, 231 nucleotides. RefSeq lists its product as uncharacterized. The transcript has a single exon. Bases 1 to 231 code for a protein of 76 amino acids. Lineage: Eukaryota; Fungi; Ascomycota; Sordariomycetes; Glomerellales; Glomerellaceae. The record is from RefSeq and is a predicted model, not a curated record.